This is a messenger RNA of Danio rerio (zebrafish), 1660 nucleotides long. RefSeq names its product glycerol-3-phosphate acyltransferase 3 (gene gpat3). The record is from RefSeq and is marked provisional. NCBI's taxonomy places the organism in Eukaryota, Metazoa, Chordata, Actinopteri, Cypriniformes, Danionidae. Gene Ontology annotation, molecular function: glycerol-3-phosphate O-acyltransferase activity; acyltransferase activity, transferring groups other than amino-acyl groups; 1-acylglycerol-3-phosphate O-acyltransferase activity. Gene Ontology annotation, biological process: CDP-diacylglycerol biosynthetic process; triglyceride biosynthetic process. Gene Ontology annotation, cellular component: endoplasmic reticulum membrane.
UUUGUAACCAGUAACACGAGAACUUUUUUUGGGGACAUACUGUUCGGGAUUUGGGACAUACAGUAUAUGCAACAUCAACUUCAGUCGUCUGGAUGGAACGAAGAGAUGAAUAUUAAGUCGGUGUUGUGAAGGACUUGUUCAGAUGGCCGGCCCCAUAGACUGACAGGCAGACAGACGGGACAGCAGAGAUGAUGGAAGGUGCUUGGGACGUCGCUUUCGUGCUUCUCCAUGUGUGGAUGUCCAUAGUAGCGGGUCUCAUCGUGUUACCUGCUAUGUUCGGUGUGUCCCUGGGCUUCACAGACAUCUACAUCAAGCUGCUGGUUAAGACACUUGAGUGGGCCACUCUCAGGAUCCAAAGAGGACAGAAAGAACAGCCAACACUGCCAUUACAGCUAGCUAACGGGAUCAUCGAGAAAGAUGACGGAUCUAUGGAAGAGGAAAUUGUAGAGCUGCGUCGCUCUCAUCCUAAAAAUCUGGCAGAGGGAAACUUUACGCUGUGUGACGCCUUCUAUUUCUGUAAGAAAGGCAUUGAGAACAUUGUGGAGGAUCAGGUGACUCAGCGCUUCUCUUCUGAGGAACUGGCCUCCUGGAAUCUCCUCACACGAACCAAUAACAACUUUCGAUACAUCAGCGUGCGCCUCACCAUCAUAUGGGGCCUGGGAGUUUUUGUACGUUACUGUGUCUUAUUGCCUCUCAGGAUCACUUUAGCAGUCAUUGGAUUGAGCUGGUUGGUGAUUGGAACUACUCUAGUUGGAUUUCUUCCAAACAGCAAGGUGAAGAACUGGCUCAGUGAUUUAGUUCAUAUUACAUGCUACAGAAUAUGUGCCAGAGGCCUGUCUGCUACUAUCCGUUAUCAUAAUAAAGAGAACCGUCCGAAAAAAGGAGGCAUCUGUGUUGCCAACCACACUUCCCCGAUUGACAUUGUCAUCUUGGCGAAUGAUGGAUGUUACGCUAUGGUAGGUCAAGUUCAUGGAGGCCUCAUGGGGGUCAUCCAGAGGUCAAUGGUGCGCUCCUGUCCCCAUGUAUGGUUUGAGAGGUCUGAGAUGAAAGAUCGCCAUGCCGUUGCCAAAAGGUUGAAAGACCAUAUUUCAGAUAAAACUAAGCUGCCAAUCUUGAUCUUCCCUGAGGGAACUUGCAUUAAUAAUACAUCAGUCAUGAUGUUCAAAAAGGGAAGCUUUGAAUUUGGUGGAACUAUAUACCCAGUAGCAAUCAAGUAUGACCCUCGCUUUGGAGAUGCCUUCUGGAACAGUGCCAAAUACAACAUGGUGAGCUACAUCCUCAGAAUGAUGACAAGCUGGGCCAUUGUGUGCAACGUGUGGUACCUGCCACCUAUGACUCAACAGGAUGGAGAGGAUGCUGUUCAUUUUGCUAACAGAGUGAAGUCAGCCAUAGCACAUCAAGGAGGACUGGUGGAUUUGUCCUGGGAUGGAGGACUGAAGAGGUCAAAGGUGAAAGAAUCAUUCAAGGAGGAGCAGCAGAAGAUGUACAGCAGUAUGAUUGUAGGUUUGGACUCUCACGAAGCCACUGUUGGACCCGCGUAAAUCGUAAAAACUAUUUAUAAACUUGAUCGGAAUGGGAGAAACACUUCUAGAUCAGCCACCGAACACCAUGACUGGCACAAUAUGAUGUUCUGCUUUUUGAUUCAGUGAUAUAUAUUUUU